Cladocopium goreaui is the source of this 905-nucleotide messenger RNA. Lineage: Eukaryota; Dinophyceae; Suessiales; Symbiodiniaceae. The record is from the annotation of a GenBank genome assembly.
GCUUGGCAUACCCCGAUGUGCGGUUUCGAGAUGUUGUCGCAACAACUUGUCAGCAAAAGGCCAUGAGUUUCGAUUCCGAGACCUGGAAGAACAAGAAACAAGUCAGGAAGAGUGACGACCGAUGCUGAAUCCAAGCUCAGGUGCCGAGGUGCCUAGCAGAUCGAUAAGUUCCUUUGGAAGGAUAAAAUCGCUCCAUGGACAUGUGAGCCGAGGGUACCUUAACAAGUCUGGGUACUACGAAAUGAAACUCCAGGGACAGUCCAUGCUGGUUCAUCGCCUUGUGGCAUUUGCUUUUUUGGGACCCCCUCCCUCGGGCAGGCAAAAUUGGGUGAACCAUAGGGAUCUCAACAAGGGAAACAAUGCAGUUGAAAACCUGGAGUACGUGACACCGGCUGAGAACACCGCCCAUUUUUUUUCAAACGCGGGCUUCAACCGUGAAGCUGGGUUCAAGCCAGUUUGGAGCAGAGUUCGAGGCAGCAGUGACGCGUGGACGUUGCAUGCCUCCAUGUCUAGCGCUGCGAGGACAUUGGCUGUGAAGACUGGAAACAUUUCUCAUUGUGCCUCCGGACAAAGAAAGCACACUGGCGGUUACGAGUUUCGGCUAGCAGAUGCACUGGAAGAGUCGCAUGGGUCAGCACCGGGUGAAAUUUGGCGUGAGGUGGACGUGCCUGCUUUACUGCGAGACCGGGAGUGGAGAAAGUGACAUGCCUCUGUCCCAAUGGUCCAUUCUGCCUUACCCAGGAUGUCCAUCUCUGCAAAUCGCUGUUUCGAUUACAACGUUUAGCCGUGGGCCUGGGAUGAUGUGACAUUGUUAUAAUGAUUCUGGUCGGAAAGAAUUCCGAGAUUCUGAUGGAAUCUCAUUUCUAUUCAUGCAACUUGUGUGGCCAUUGCACGUGAACGAAAAA